This is a messenger RNA of Vitis riparia (riverbank grape), 4563 nucleotides long. Its product is annotated as putative disease resistance protein RGA4. Gene Ontology annotation, molecular function: protein binding; ADP binding. The record is from RefSeq and is a predicted model, not a curated record. The transcript has 4 exons. Bases 55 to 4155 code for a protein of 1366 amino acids. Lineage: Eukaryota; Viridiplantae; Streptophyta; Magnoliopsida; Vitales; Vitaceae. Gene Ontology annotation, biological process: defense response to other organism.
UGUCCAGUAUUCUCUCUUGCAAUUCUCUCUACUUGUCAUAAUUUUACCAUAUAUAUGUUUUCUUGGCCCUGUGCAGUUUGUGUUCUUCAAAAAAUGGCGGAACAAAUUCCAUUUAGCGUCGUGGAGAAUGUUUUGAGCAGUUUAGGAUCCUCAGUUGUUCAAAAAAUCGGGUCUAUGUAUGGCGUUCGAAGGGAGCUGACAAAGCUUGAGGAGACACUGGGCACCCUCAAAGCUGUUCUUCUGGAUGCUGAGGAUCACCUGGAGAAAAGCCAUGCAGUGAAAGAUUGGGUGAAGAGGCUCAAGGGCGUUGUGUAUGAUGUAGAUGACUUGUUGGAUGACUUUGCAACCUACCGGUUGCAGCGAGGAGGGCUCGUCAGGCAGGUGAGUCACUUCUUCUCGUCCUCAAAUCAGGUUGCAUUUCGUUUCCAAAUGAGUGGGAGAGUCGAUGAUAUCAAAGAAGCACUUGAUGAAAUAAAAAAAGAUAUCUUUCUGUUGAAUGCUAUUCCACGAAGCACAAUUCACCCACGGGCAAAGAAUAUUGGGAGAGAGACCCACUCAUCCCCACAUUCAUCUAAUCUUAAUCCAAGAAAUGCAGAAAAAGAAGGCCUAGUAAAAUUGUUGGUGUCGCCCGACAAAGAAAAUGUUUUCAUUGUUGCUAUAGUUGGCAUCGGGGGAUUGGGUAAGACCACUCUUGCUCAAUUGGUAUACGACGAUGAAAGAGUGCAAAAACAUUUUGAGUUUAAGAAAUGGGUUUGCGUUUCUGAUGAUUCUGGUGAGGGUUUUGGUGAAAGUGCGCUGCUAAAAAAGUUGUCAAAAUCUAAAACUGAUGAGGGUGAUAAAAGUUCACAGAGCCUAUCAUUGGAUGAUUUGAAAAAUGAGCUUCACAAACAAAUAAGUCAAAAGAAGUACUUGCUAGUACUAGAUGAUGUCUGGAACAAUGAAAAUGAAAAUUGGGAGAAAGUGAGAACUCUAUUGGAGGUUGGUGCUAAAGGGAGUAAAAUUGUAGUGACGACCCGGAACGCUGAGGUUUCAUUUAUGGGAAAUAAUACUGUUCAUAUUAAGUUAGAAGGUCUAGACAAAGAUGAGUCUUGGAAUUUAUUUUCAAACAUCACAUUUGGAGGACAGACGAAUACAGUGAAUCCUGAGAUCAUAAAAGUUGGAAAAGAAAUUGUAAACAUGUGUAAUGGAGUUCCACUCAUCAUCAACACUUUAGGGAGAACAUUAAUGCAGUUUAAAUCAGAUUUGUCCAAAUGGUUGUCUAUUCAAAAGAAUGAAAAUCUUUUAUCACUUCCACAUGGAAAUGACAAUGUUCUACAGGUGUUGAAACUAAGUUAUGAUAAUUUGCCAACACAUUUGAAACAAUGUUUUACAUAUUGUGCUUUAUUUCCAAAAGAUUAUGAAAUUGAGAAAAAGCUGUUGGUACAAUUAUGGAUCACACAAGGUUACAUCCAAUCUACAAAUGGGAAUGAGCAAUUAGAGGAUAUAGGAGAUCAAUAUUUCAAAGAAUUGUUGUCAAGGUCAUUGUUGGAAGAGGUUAAAAAAGAUGAUUUUAAUGAUACAUUAAGUUGUAAAAUGCAUGACCUUAUACAUGAUCUUGCACAGUCAAUUGUAGGAUCUGAGAUCCUUGUUUUAAGAAGUUAUGUAAAUAACAUUCCAGAAGAAGCUCGUCAUGUGUCAUUGUUUGAAGAGAUAAAUCCUAUGAUAAAGGCUCUAAAGGGAAAACCCCUAAGGACCUUUCUAAACCAUUGUGAAGAUUCUUAUGAAGAUAGUACAAUUGUAAAUUCAUUUUUUCCGAGUUUUAUGUGUUUACGUGCAUUGAGUUUAAGUCGUAUGGGUGUAGAGAAGGUGCCAAAGUGUUUAGGCAAAUUGAGUCAUUUAAGGUAUCUUGAUCUUUCCCGCAAUAGGUUUAAGGUACUUCCAAAUGCUAUUACAAGAUUAAAGAAUUUGCAAACACUAAAACUCAUAAGGUGUUCGAAUUUACAAAGAAUUCCAGACAACAUAGGAGAAUUGAUCAAUCUUAGACACUUGGAGAAUGAUAGCUGUUAUAACUUGGCUCAUAUGCCACAUGGAAUCGGCAAGUUGACUUUACUUCAAAGUCUACCAUCGUUUGUGGUUGGGAAUGAUAUAGGGCAGUCUAGGAAUCAAAAAAUUGGUGGCUUGAGUGAAUUGAAAGGCCUUAACCAAUUAAGAGGAGGGUUAUGCAUAAGUAAUCUUCAAAACGUGAGGGAUGUUGAACUGGUAUCCAGGGGAGAAAUUUUGAAAGGAAAACAAUAUCUUCAGUCCUUGAGAUUGGAAUGGAAACGGUGGGGCGAAGAUUGGGGGGAUGAGGGUGAUAAGUCAGUGAUGGAAGGCCUUCAACCACACCAACACCUAAAGGAUAUCUUUAUAGAAGGGUAUGGAGGUACGGAGUUUCCAAGUUGGAUGAUGAAUAGCCUGCUUCCUAACCUAAUUAAAAUUGAAAUUUCGGGAUGUUCAAGAUGCAAAAUUCUGCCACCCUUUUCUCAACUCCCUUCUCUCAAGUCUUUGAAGCUUCAUGAUAUGAAAGAAGUGGUGGAGUUAAAGGAGGGUUCAUUAACAACGCCACUCUUCCCAUCUCUUGAAUCGCUCGAACUCUCUGACAUGCCAAAGUUGAAGGAAUUGUGGAGGAUGGACUUACUAGCAGAGGAAGGUCCUUCAUUUUCUCAUCUUUCGAAGUUACAUAUUCAUAAAUGCUCUGGUUUGGCAUCACUGCAUUCUUCUCCUUCUCUUUCUCAAUUAAAUAUCACAGAUUGCCAUAACUUGGCAUCCUUGGAACUGCAUUCAUCUCCUUCUCUUUCUCAAUUAAUUAUCACAGAUUGCCAUAACUUGGCAUCCUUCGAACUGCAUUCAUCUCCUUCUCUUUCUCGAUUAGAUAUCACAGAUUGCCAUAACUUGGCAUCCUUGGAACUGCAUUCAUAUCCUUCUCUUUCUCAAUUAGAGAUCACACUUUGCCAUAACUUGGCAUCCUUGGAACUGCAUUCAUCUCCUUGUCUUUCUCAAUUAAGGAUCAAUGAUUGCCCAAACUUGACAUCCAUGGAACUGCCGUCAUCUCUUUGUCUUUCUGAAUUAUAUAUCAGAAAAUGCCCUAACUUGGCAUCCUUCAAAGUGGCUCCAUUACCUUCUCUUGAGACACUAUCUCUGCUCACAGUUAGAUAUGGUGUGAUAUGGCAGAUAAUGUCUGUCUCUGCUUCUUCUUCUUCUUCGUUGAAGUCUCUGUAUAUUGAAAGCAUAGAUGAUAUGAUAUCUCUCCCGAAGGAGCUACUUCAACAUGUUUCUGGCUUGGUAACGUUACAGAUCUAUGAGUGUCCUAACUUGCAAUCCUUGGAACUGCCAUCAUCCCAUUGUCUUUCUAAAUUAAAGAUCAUAAAAUGCCCUAACUUGGCAUCCUUCAAUGUGGCUUCAUUACCUCGUCUUGAGGAACUAAGCCUGGGUGGAGUCAGAGCAGAGGUACUGAGGCAGUUAAUGUUUGUCUCUGCUUCUUCUUCAUUGAAGUCUCUGCAAAUAUGGGAGAUUGAUGGUAUGAUAUCUCUCCCAGAAGAGCCGCUUCAACAUGUUUCUGGCUUGGUAACGUUACAGAUCCGUGAGUGUCCUAACUUGCAAUCCUUGGAACUGCCCUCAUCCCAUUGUCUUUCUAAAUUAAAGAUCGUAAAAUGCCCUAACUUGGCAUCCUUCAAUGUGGCUUCAUUACCUCGUCUUGAGGAACUAAGCCUGCGUGGAGUCAGAGCAGAGGUACUGAGGCAGUUAAUGUUUGUCUCUGCUUCUUCUUCAUUGAAGUCUCUGCGUAUAUGUGAGAUUGAUGGUAUGAUAUCUCUCCCAGAGGAGCCGCUUCAAUAUGUUUCCACUCUCGAAACUCUCUACAUUGUUAAGUGCUCUGGUUUGGCAACAUUACUACACUGGAUGGGCAGCCUUUCCUCGCUUACGGAACUUAUUAUUGAUGACUGCUCUGAAUUGACAUCACUGCCAGAAGAGAUCUAUUCCCUAAAAAAACUGCAGAAACUUUAUUUCAGUCAUUAUCCACACCUACAGGAAAGAUACAACAAGGAAACAGGUAAAGACCGGGCCAAGAUUGCUCAUAUCCCACAUGUUCAUUUCAACAUUGGUUUCUAUAUGAGAUUGGAGCUUCUCGACAAUUUCUGAUGCUGUGCACUGAACUAAUCAUUUUACUUGGAGUUGUACAUUCUAAGAGUUUGGGGAAAUACUGAGGUCUGAGCUUGGAAUUCAUGGCUGCCCUGAAUUGACAUCAUUGCCAGAAGAUAUAUUCCCUCAAAAACCUGCAGACACCUAACAAUGUGCAUCUGUUCACACUCAAAAAGAAAGAUGCCGAAAGGAAAGGUGAAGACUAACCCAAGAUUGCUCAUAUCACACAAAUUGAUAUCAUACAUCCAUGAGGAUUGAAAUACAGAAUGCCUUUCAGGUGCUAUCGCAGCUUCAUCCCAUUGUCUUUCUAAAUUAAAGAUCAUAAAUUGCCCUAACUUGGCAUCCUUCAAUGUGGCUUCAUUACCUCGUCUUGAGGAACUAAGCCUGCGUGGAGUCAGAGCAGAGGUA